Messenger RNA from Paramecium tetraurelia, 977 nucleotides. RefSeq lists its product as uncharacterized. NCBI's taxonomy places the organism in Eukaryota, Ciliophora, Oligohymenophorea, Peniculida, Parameciidae. Gene Ontology annotation, molecular function: S-adenosyl-L-methionine transmembrane transporter activity. Gene Ontology annotation, cellular component: mitochondrial inner membrane. The record is from RefSeq and is a predicted model, not a curated record. Gene Ontology annotation, biological process: transmembrane transport. The transcript has 3 exons.
AUGACAGAAAAGCAAUAAGAAUUCAAUCCCUUGUUAAUAGCAUUUUAUUCAGGUCUUGCAUCUAUGGUUGGAGAUAUGAUUAUGUUUCCUUUUGACACAAUCGGAACAAGAAUCAAAGCACAUAAAUCUGAGUUCUUGGGAAUGAAGCAAGGAUAUGAUCUUAUUGUAAAGAAUGAAGGAUUUAAAUAUUUAUUCAAAGGAUUUUCUACUACAGUGAUGGGUUCAUUUCUUCCUUAUGGUUCAUAUUUUUUGGCUUAUGAGUAUAUGAAUUAUUAUGCAAUUAAAUUAACAAAAGGCUUAGAGAAGGAUGGCGAGAAGAGUAAGUUAAACUUAUUGAUUCCUCUCAUUACUUCCCCCUUGGCCGAAGCUGUGUCUGUCGUAACCUAUAUUCCCUUUGAUACCCUGAGAACCAGAAUGUAGAUGAAUGUUCCUGAAUAUAAUUAUAAAGGAAUAUUUUCAGGAUUGAUGGAAAUUUCUAGAAAAGAAGGUUGGGUUCGUUUAUUCUAAGCAUCUUACUUAUACAUGGCCUCAGUAGUUGUCUACACAACAUUCCAGAUGUGGUUCUAUGAAUUGUUGAGAUAUGAAAUCUUGAGAUAAAGGGCUGACCAAAAAGUACACAAUCAGCCUUUGGCAAUUCAUCAAUCGGUUAUUGCAACAAUGAUUUCAACUGCCUUGGCUGCAGCCAUAGUCAAUCCUGUUGAUUUUAUCAUUACUAGAUACUAACUUGUCGAUAGUAGUUAGCAAUAAUUGUCUGUCAAAUAGUUGGUGCAAGAUGCUUGGUACUAAGAAGGAAAAAAAGCAUUUCUUAAAGGUUUGGGCACAAGAGUAUUUCAAUGCAGCUUAUUUUCUAUCUUUUAUUUUCCAGUUUACGAUCAUUUUAAAUCAAAGUAUGGAAUCACUUUGGCAGAUUGAGUAGAGGAAUAAAAGUGUGACUUUGUAUAAUGUAUAUGAUUUUAAUUAAAUAUCAAUCGGAUAAA